This is a messenger RNA of Schistosoma turkestanicum, 782 nucleotides long. The record is from the annotation of a GenBank genome assembly. NCBI's taxonomy places the organism in Eukaryota, Metazoa, Platyhelminthes, Trematoda, Strigeidida, Schistosomatidae.
AUUCAAUGUCUCCGUAAAGAAAUCACGGCGGUUAUUUUGUUACUAGUUCCCCUUUGUCUUAGCGAUGAAGUUUCAAUACAAAGAAGACCGUCCGUUUGAAAAGCGUCUAGAAGAAGGGCAAAAUAUACGUCGAAAGUACCCUGCCAGCGUUCCGGUUAUUGUUGAAAAAUCACCCCGUGCACGUGUUGGUAAUCUAGAUAAAAACAAAUAUUUAGUUCCCUCGGACCUAACUGUGGGACAGUUCUACUUCCUUAUUCGAAAAAGAAUUCAACUAAACCCUGAAGAAGCCUUAUUUUUCUUUGUUGACGAUAUCAUUCCUCCAACCAGUGCUACUAUGGGUGCUCUCUAUGAGGAACAUCAUGAUCGUGAUCUUUUCCUUUACAUCGCAUACAGUGAUGAAAGUAUAUAUGGAGCGAUACAAGAAUGCAUAUCGUCGUGAAAAUUCUGUAUUGGUCAUGGUCCUGUUUUCAAAAGUCUAUUGAGUCCUUGUAUUUUUUUUCUCACGUUCUAACCGAAAUAUCUAUUGUUACCAUGCCAUGCAUACACAACACAUAAUAAGUCAUUUCUGCUAAUUUUCAAUUGUUUUUUUCUUUAAAACUUUAUUUCAGUGUUUCAAGUAUUCAUCUAAUCAUAUUAAUAAUCAUUGGUUUAUCACUAUUUCUUUCUCAUUGUUAAGAGUUAUUAAAUGAGGUUUGCAUUUUUUUGUGAAACAACUAUGACAUUCAUUAUUAUCAUUUUCAGUAAGUUCGCUGAAGAGGAAAUACAUUUUGUAAAAGCAUAAA